AUGGCAAGUUUCAAGAUUUGGGCUCUUCAAGUUAUUAUAGAGAAAGGAAGCCUCAAGCGUAUACGCAAUGAUCAUGGGGGAGAAUUUCAGAAUGAGGUGAUGAUGAAGUUCUGCAAUGAACAUGGUAUAGCUCACCAGUUUUCGGCACCCAGAACACCACAUAUGAAUGGAGUUGUUGAGCGAAAGAACAGAACACUUCAGGAAAUGGCGAGAGCAAUGAUCUAUGGAGGAAACAUUCCAGUGAAGUUUUGGGCUGAAGCAAUCAACAUAGGCUACAUCAGAGGAACAGUGGACAAGACUCUGUUCAUACUUGAGAAGGAAGAUGAUGAUGAUGGUGCAGAUCUAUGUAGAUGA
Microthlaspi erraticum is the source of this 354-nucleotide messenger RNA. Lineage: Eukaryota; Viridiplantae; Streptophyta; Magnoliopsida; Brassicales; Brassicaceae. The record is from the annotation of a GenBank genome assembly.